ACGCCACCUGCUCAGCGAUGGCGCAAAUAGCGUAAAAUGGCGUCAGCUGUUAGAAGUCGAACGAGGGGUGAAUAGCGUCUUCGUUUCGGCCAGAGAUAGACGGGACAGGAUCGCCCGUUCCAAAUGUUGCCUGGAUGUGAGAAAAGGACUCGGGCCUCCCUGCAUCGGUGCACAGCAACGAGACGCGUUUCUCCACCUUGACAACACGGAAGGAUGCGUAAGCUGGUGCGAUGAAGCAACAACAGCGCAUGGCGAAAGUGCACAACAUCCAGAACGUUAUUUCAAGGCCAAACUCGACGCUCGCCAAUCUCUUCUCUAUCCAUCCGACUUCAACAGAGUAAAAAUUCCACCGAACGAUUCUUAGGUCGUCGCGCGGGUUCCCAGCGAGGAGACGAAAAUGCUUUACGUGUUCCGUGUGGAUACUGGCAAGAUGAUGACCUUUGAUAUGAACCACGCUUUGGAGAGUGUGGAGCACCUGAAAGGGGUGAUAGCGCAGGAAUGCGACGUUUCCCCCGACAAGCAGGUGCUCCUCGUAAGUGGGGGCGAGAGUCUUCACCCCGCAGCAGCCGUUGGACGGUACAGCGCGGGAACGGACACCAACCCCAUCUUCCUCUUUAAUCGCGCGGCCAUUGAGUCCGAAGUUCCUCUGCAGUCCAGCGAACACCAGCUUUCGUAUCGGGAUAUGCGGGAGGAAGUAGACGCUGCCCUCACGUUGCCUCCCGCCUACAACACGGUGGUAGCGAGGACCCAAUUGGCUCAGGAAUUCUUUGACCUUGCACGGGGUGUCACCAAGGCUUGUGAGCUCCUUGUACACGAUCAGCAUCUCCAACAACAGGGAUGGGCUGCAGUAGUGGCAAACCUAGAGGACACAACAGUAGCUUUCCGUAAUAGGGCAUCUGCAGUUGAACAGGAGUUUCAAAAUUUUCUUCUGUCGCACUCGGACUACUCGGCUUUACUUGAUAGUUUCAGUGAAGAUCUGAAAUUGCUCGGCAAAAUUCCCAUCCUCCCGGCACUGCUCUCUCGGAACACAAGGCCGACAGUCAACGUCCCUUCUCCGUCCCUCCUCGAAUGGAUCAGCUCGAAGGAUGCUCAGAGCAGCUUGGACCAAAUGGCAGAACAGUGUAACCGUGGCUUGAAGCAGUUAAACCAGGGGACACUGGAGAGUCUGCAAGGUGAAGUGCAAGCAGCUCUGAGCGCAGCCGAUAACUCCAACAUGAAGGAAAUAAAGGGAUUAGAAGAGAGAUUAUUUGGGCUAGAAGAUCUGAUGCACAAAGCUCAGAGGCUAGUCCAGGAUCAACAGGAAUUGGCACAGGCAUUCCUUCAGAACCAGUCUCGGGCCUCGCACUUAAAAGACCCGAGCAUCUUCCCAGACCUGUGCUCGAGUCACGCAAAACAGCUUCAAAUUAUGGUAGACAACCACAGGCAGCUCAGGGAUAUCCAGCGUAGAUGCGCUGCUGCGAAAGACGAACUGUCCACUAACCUCAAGACGAGGCUACGCUGGAUAAUCUACGUAGAAACUUCGAUCUCGGAAGUGAGCCGGAAGUUGGUCUUCAACCACGAGAACAUGAAACGGCUGCACAGGUACCUGGAACUCUGUCGGCAGAUCCACAUGGCCCCGGGCAUCUACGUUCGGGCCGUCGUUGAAGUCGUGCGGCGGCGGAGUUUCUCGGUCGUCUUUCUCGAGUGGGCGAAAAAUAUAUCCGGGCAGUGCAGAGAACUCCUCAACACCGAACUUCGAAACAGGCAGGAGUUCAACUCGCAAAUUUCCAGCCACUUCCUCAGCACCUUAUUUCCGGGGCUAAGCGACAUCCCGCCAUCGUUUGCGACACAAGACCCCGGCCCUUUCGACGACAAGUUGCCAAUGCUGGCCAUGAGUGAUAUCGAUUUUCUGAGGGAAGCUCUCCCCGAGAUGUCUGAAUGGUUGGACGUGGUCCAGCCCCCUGACAUGCCCAGAGCAUUUGCCCAGUCGCCCAACAGUUCCUGCACCAGUGGCGCCCCCUCGCAGCAGGCAGCGGAGAUGUCCUCAAAGUCGUCCGUCACAACAACAAAGAUGGACACCACUCUGGAUGACAGUGACCACAAGGCCGCUCUACAGGACAGGAGUUUUUCUGGCCAAGAGGGAGCUCUUUCGGGGUCGGAGAAAAAAGAAAUGGAUGGAUCACAGCCAGCCUGUGGACAGGAUCGAGACAAAACGCCGAAGAACAUAGAGUCGGACGAGGAAUUCGAGGAAGUCAGCGAAGUCCCUUCAGCGGCCGCACCUGACGGGAUUAAUGCUGCGGCAGAGAGGAGCCUGGGAGGCGGAGAACCCCGAGAAACUGUUGGCCAUCGUCUCUCCGUUGCUCCAGAGUCCGACAGUGCCACGUCCUACGCCGUCGCUGCUGGCCAGGGAGAUCCAAUGACAACGCAGUCCCCCGACUCUCUGCCGCAGUUACAACUCGUUUCGCACCAUCCGUCGCAGGGCAAUACGUCGCAGGACUUCAUGACUGCGGACUUCUACAUCGACGAGUCCAUGCCUUCGUCUUAUUCCGACAGCAACGGCACAACGGUACGGAAUAACGGAUCUCUCACAAAGAGCCACCACGUGAUUGUGGCGGAACUACAACAACAGCUCGAAGAGAAGAAUGAAAACCUCGCGGAGGCCGAGCAGGGAGAGCUGCAGCAAAACUACGAGCAGCUGCGAAGGCUGAGAGGGGUGGCCCUAGGGCUGCGGGCCAUGGUGUGCGUGACGCAGUCGCAGAUGCGGAGCGACCUCAAGAGUCUCCGCGAGGACCUGGAGAGGGCCCAUCGCUUCAUUGUGGAUCAGAUCAGAGGUUUUGCGGAGCGUUUCAACGGGGUAAUUGCUGGCAUGCAGGACGAUGUUGAGGACAGCAAGAGAAGGGCAGUUGAGUCUGCCUUGGCAGACAUGCAGCACGCAUACGAGGCAAUGCAGAGCAAGUGCCAAAAUCAGCUGGAAGUGGAAGAGAAGAAGCUGGAAGAUGCCCACAAUGAGGUGGAAAUGUACCAGGAGAAGCUCAGAGAACUCUCGCAGAUGAUGGACAGCUUAAAGCACGAUUCGGAUUCUGCACUCGGAAAUCUCCAAAGCAAUAUGAACGAGGAACGGGAGGCCCUGGUUGCCAAGAUGACCCUGGAGCACGAAUUGGAACUGGAAGCUGCGAUGGAGAAGCUGAUGAACCUCAAGAAAGAUCACGAAGAAGUUGUGCAGGAAUUGGAUGAGUGCCUGCGCGAGAAAGAUCGCCAAAUCCAGAUGCUGUGUCGGGAGAAGCAGGACCUGGAGGAGUCCCUGACGUUGCGCUUCGUGGAGGAGAAAGCCCAACUUCAGGCUCACUGGGAGCAGCUCUGUUCGGAGCGAGAGAGUCGGUUGGUGCAGGAACUUGACGGCAACCAUGAACAAGAACUCAAAGGUCUUCGGUUGCAACAUGAAACGAUGCUUGCGGAAGUGCGGGAGGCCACUCGGUUGCAGUGCCAAAGAGACUGGGAGGCCAAAUUGUCUGAACUUAAGGAAGGGAUGCACGACAAGCCCAGUGACAUGGAAACUUCACAGGAUGAUUCACACAAGGAAGAUGAUCUCGCCCAGGUGCUUCUGCAGGAACAGGAAAAACAUCAGUCUGAGAUAACAUUGCUGAAGCAAGAUUUUGAAGCGCGGAUAAGUCAACUCCAAGCUGAUCAUGAGAAAGCCUUACAAGAAGCCUUAAACAGAACAGUGCAAGAUAAUGUUGAUUCACGAGAAGAGUCACAGAAUCGGGAAAAUGAGCUUGCAGUUUGCAGUGAAAAGGAACCAGGUCAAGAAGCAACAUUGGGACAGCAGGAUUGUGAAAAUUUGUCAUACGAGGGAAUCUCAAAAGUCACUCCAUUGCUGGAUGUUUCUGUGCUCUCGCAGUCUCGUAUGGACACUCUCACUGCCACUAGCAUGAUGGAAUCUACUGUAAAGCUGCCUAUGUUGGACCCCGUCUCGGAGCUGCGAAAUCAACUUCAGUACAAAGAACAGGAAGUUUCCAAACUGCAACAGAAAAUUAUGGAGAUGUCUGAUGUGUCAGGAGCUCAGGCACCCCCAAUUCCAGCCGACAAGGUUUCGAUUUUAACGUGCAAUGUAGGGGAUGUGGUGCUGCUAUGCUACGAUGAGGGCCACCAAAAUUAUGUACUCUUUGUACUGGGCCCUGUUCUGCACUUUCUACACACUGAGUGCCUUGAAACCUUGGGACUGAGGCCAGGUCCUGGGUGUACCCGAAAAGGGUGGGUACUUGCAGAAGUGGUGGAGAAGGAAUACUGCCAAGCGAAAAAGCCCCAAAAUAGGUACAGAGUGGCUGUUGGAACCCGUUUCUACCGCAUCAAGGCCAAGCCCUGGGACAAAGAGGCAGCCGUCCGCAGGGAGCAGCAGAGGCGACAGUCACUCAAGGCACUCAGCUCGCUGCAGGCGACGGCCGAAAUGUCAACUUCCCAGGAGGACCAAGCUGGCACCUCUGAAGAAAGGACGUCCUGAGAAAAUGGAAAUGGUUGCGCAAAAUUUUCUCACUGGCGGAGGACCAUAAUAAGCAGUGGCACCGAAGUUGUGUGUUGGACGGAGAUUGCCGCCCCCCUCAGUAGCCUUCAUUCUGAUGUACAACGAGGCCGUUUCGGAUACUGGGUGUGUCCGAGAGCUACCAGUUGCUAAAUGCUGAAGGCUCGAGCAAAUGGAAUCUUGAAAUUAUCUGUCAACACUGGAGCUGUGUGAUACAAUAGGAGACAACCGUGCGGUUUCUGCAGCGAGCGUGUUUUGAACACCUAUGUACCUGCUCUGCCUUCUUUCUGUUUCUUGCAUUUCAUAGGCGUUGUCACAGAUUCCCGUCUCUACGUCCUCGGUUUGGGGAUUUUGCCCGUAGGUGCUUAUGAACUGCGAAAUUAUUUCGGGGCUCUCGCCAUCUUCCUCGAGGAACAAAUUCUGAGGUGUGAAUGAAGCUAUGCAACCUCUACUUUUAUUUUCCUCAGUUUGUAGCUAAUAAUGCUCCCCCCCCCCCCCCCCCGGCUGUAUAGUUGUUCUCAAUAUGACAUUGGUCAAAAUACUCGUUAUUCCACCUCCUAAUGUGACUUUUUGUUUCCCGUUGGCAGUGCUAGGGGAAGUCUCAUCUUUUGAUCACGCUGUACGAUAAUUUGUAUCUUUCUCCCAUUCUCUUUUAAAUUUUUUUGAACACUUGG
Messenger RNA from Ornithodoros turicata, 5169 nucleotides. It is a transcript of the gene Atg17, whose product is annotated as RB1-inducible coiled-coil protein 1-like. The record is from RefSeq and is a predicted model, not a curated record. Bases 398 to 4477 code for a protein of 1359 amino acids. Gene Ontology annotation, cellular component: Atg1/ULK1 kinase complex; phagophore assembly site membrane. Lineage: Eukaryota; Metazoa; Arthropoda; Arachnida; Ixodida; Argasidae. Gene Ontology annotation, biological process: positive regulation of protein phosphorylation; glycophagy; autophagy of peroxisome. The transcript has 30 exons. Gene Ontology annotation, molecular function: protein kinase binding; molecular adaptor activity.